ACCGGGUACCAGCAAUCAUUUCGUCAUCGGACCAUAGCACUCCCCAAAUACCUCAUUUUUCUUGCCGGUCUGAUCCUGUUACUAUCCCUUGUACCAGUCAUCAAUUUUUCUCCAUCUCAAGUAAACAUGUCGGGAGACGGCUAUCGUUCAGUUGCCUACUUUGUAAACUGGGCCAUCUAUGCUAGAAAGCAUCGCCCUCAAGACCUUCCCGUCGAUAAACUUACUCACGUCCUCUACGCUUUUGCCAAUGUCCGCCAAGAUAGCGGGGAAGUACACAUGACGGAUGGCUGGGCGGACACAGAUAUUCAUUGGGAGGGAGACUCAUGGAACGACACCGGAAAUAACAUGUAUGGAUGUCUCAAGCAGCUGAAUCUUCUCAAGAAGCGCAAUCGCAACCUCAAAGUCCUGCUGUCUAUCGGCGGCUGGACAUAUAGCGGCAACUUCAAGGGCCCCGCCAGCACUCAGCAGGGUCGCGAGACAUUCGCCAAAUCUAGUCUCGAGCUGCUCAAGAAUUUGGGUUUUGACGGACUCGAUAUCGAUUGGGAGUAUCCUCAAAAUGCAGACGAGGCGAGAAAUUUCGUUGAGCUUCUCGCUACUGUUCGCAGAGAGCUGGAUGCCUACUCUGCCACUCUUCAGAACUACAGCCACUUUGAACUGACUGUAGCCUGUCCCGCCGGACCUACGCACUUUCAGAAACUUGACGUGCCCGGCAUGGAUCAAUAUCUUGAUUUCUGGAACCUGAUGGCUUACGACUACGCGGGGUCUUGGGACCAGACAAGUGGCCAUCAGGCGAACCUCCAUCCGUCACAUGACAACCCUACAUCUACUCCGUUUUCUACCGAUGCAGCCAUCGACUUUUACACUAGAAAUGGUGUCGCUCCCAGCAAGAUUGUGCUUGGAAUGCCUAUUUAUGGCCGUGCUUUUGAGAAUACCGAUGGCCCUGGCAGGCCAUAUAAUGGCAUCGGGGAGGGGUCGUGGGAGAAUGGCAUCUUCGACUACAAGGUUCUUCCUCUCCAGGGUUCUCAAGAGAUUUAUGAUCAAGCGACUGGCUCCAGCUACUGCUAUAACCCACAAACAAGGAAGCUUGUGUCCUACGACACCCCUCAUGCCAGCAGAGUCAAGGCUGGGUAUAUCAAAGAGUGGGGUCUUGGAGGUGGCAUGUGGUGGGAGAGCAGCGGAGACAAAGAAGGCCAUGACAGCUUGAUCGGCAUUGUCGUGAAUGAAUUCGGAGGCCCAGGGGCGUUGCAGAGGAAGGAUAACUGCAUCGAGUAUCCGCAGUCGAAAUACGACAACUUGAAGAACGGAUUUCCAAACAACUGAAAGUGGCCAGCCUUGAAAUUUUAUUUUUUAUAUAAAGUUGCCAACCUAGUAUGAGUAUACAAUACAUGACAAAAUACAUGUAGUUACGAAAACAG
This is a messenger RNA of Trichoderma virens Gv29-8, 1415 nucleotides long. It is a transcript of the gene ECH2, whose product is annotated as glycoside hydrolase family 18 protein. Gene Ontology annotation, molecular function: chitin binding; chitinase activity. Gene Ontology annotation, cellular component: extracellular region. The record is from RefSeq and is a predicted model, not a curated record. Lineage: Eukaryota; Fungi; Ascomycota; Sordariomycetes; Hypocreales; Hypocreaceae. The coding region runs from base 127 to 1320 and encodes 397 amino acids. The transcript is spliced from 3 exons. Gene Ontology annotation, biological process: carbohydrate metabolic process; chitin catabolic process.